AUGUGCACCGACAAUCACCCACACGCCCACGCCCACAUUCCCCAAUAUUCCCUAACCCCCGCAUUCACCCACACGCCCACGCCCACAUCCUCACCAUCCCUUAAAUCCCCUAACCCCACAGUCACCCACAGCCACACGCCCAUAUCCCCAUCAUCCCUUAAAUCUCUCACCCACACGCCCACGCCCACAUCCUCACCAUCCCUUAAAUCCCCUAACCCCACAGUCACCCACAGCCACACGCCCAUAUCCCCAUCAUCCCUUAAAUCUCUCACCCACACGCCCACGCCCACAUCCUCACCAUCCCUUAAAUCCCCUAACCCCACAGUCACCCACAGCCACACGCCCAUAUCCCCAUCAUCCCUUAAAUCUCGUAUCCUUCACAUACAUCCCCACGCCCACAUCCUCACCGUCCCUAAAAUCCUCUAA
Molecule: messenger RNA, 426 nt
Organism: Penaeus indicus
Lineage: Eukaryota; Metazoa; Arthropoda; Malacostraca; Decapoda; Penaeidae
Exons: 4
Coding region: 1-426 (141 amino acids)
Source: RefSeq, a predicted model, not a curated record